Mirounga angustirostris (Northern elephant seal) is the source of this 10400-nucleotide messenger RNA. RefSeq names its product interphotoreceptor matrix proteoglycan 2 (gene IMPG2). NCBI's taxonomy places the organism in Eukaryota, Metazoa, Chordata, Mammalia, Carnivora, Phocidae. Bases 412 to 4065 code for a protein of 1217 amino acids. The transcript has 18 exons. Gene Ontology annotation, biological process: visual perception. Gene Ontology annotation, molecular function: heparin binding; hyaluronic acid binding. The record is from RefSeq and is a predicted model, not a curated record.
UGUAGUAUAUUUUCUUUAAAAAUAACAUUUGUUAUGACUGUUGUAAGAAGUUGAAUCAAAUGCUAUUUUUUAGUCUUUGGUAUUGCUUCAUUUAAACUUUUAAAAUCUCUUCAAUAAUUUUGGUUUUCUUCUUUAGUAAUUUCUACUUCAGACUUACUUCCUCUCAUUUCUUGUGUUGCAAUUGGAGAUAUAGUUUUUUCAAUAACUAAGAAUCUUGAAAUAAAGGAGUAGAUGGAGGAAAAAUUGACUGCUCACUCCUACCCCUCUAGGCAUGCCUGUCUAUAAUCUGAGCAAUAACUUUAAAAUCAAAAUGUGGCACAAAAGUCAGUUUUUCUUUGUUACCUUUCUUACUGUAUCUUCGUUCACUAUCCAAAGACUUGUCUAUGCUUUCACUCUUUAGCACAAACCUACAUGUCUUUAGAAGAUAUCCAAGAACCCAAGAGUGCAGUUCCUUUUUUCCUGAUUGACUCAGAAUCCACAGAUACUUCUCUUUCUACUGAAAAGAAACUACCUCUGGACCACAGAGAAACUGAGAAACAGUGGUUGCUGAGAAGAAAACGAUCUAUUUUGCUUCCUAAUGGUGUGAAAACCUGUCCAGGUGAAAGUGUGACAGAGGCUGUGGAAAACCAUGUAAAAUAUUUUAAAGUACGAGUGUGCCAGGAAGCUGUCUGGGAAGCCUUCAGGACAUUUUGGGAUCGACUUCCUGGGCGUGAGGAAUAUCGUUACUGGAUGAAUUUGUGUGAGGAUGGAAUCACAACUAUAUUUGACAUGGGCACAAAUUUUAGUCAGUCUGUGGAACAUAGAAGUUUAAUUAUGAAGAAACUGACAUAUACAAAGGAAACUGUAAGCAGCCCUGAAUUGUCAUCUCCGUUUCCUGUUGGUGAUACCUCAACAUCAGGAGGUGCUAUUCUCAGUGUUCCAUAUCCAGGGGUGACCUCCUAUGAAGGUACCUCAGAGAACAUCAAGGAGAGGCCUGAGGAGAGUAUUAGCAAUGAAAUUGAGAAUGUGAUAGAAGAAUCCACAAAACCAGCAACUGAGCAGAUUGCAGAAUUCAGUAUCCACCUUUUGGGAGAACAAUAUAGGGAAGAACUACAGGAUUCCUCCAACUUCCACCACCAGCACCUUGUAGAAGAGUUUAUUUCAGAGGUUGAGAAUGCAUUUACUGGGUUACCAGGCUAUAAGGACAUUCGUGUACUUGAUUUUAGGUCCCCCAAGGAAAAUGGCAGUGGCAUAGAUGUUCAUUAUGCAGUUACCUUCAAUGGUGAGGCCAUCAGCAAUACCACCUGGGACCUAAUUAGCCUUCAUUCCAACAAGGUGGAAAACCAUGGUCUUGUGGAACUGGAUGAUAAACCCACUGCCGUUUAUGCAAUUAGUAACUUCAGAGAUUAUAUUGCUGAGAUACUGCAUCAGAAUUUUUUGUUGGGGAACUCCUCUUUGAAUCCAGAUCCUGACUCCCUUCAACUUAUCAAUGUGAGAGGAGUUUUACUUUCUGAAACUGAAGACCUAAUUUGGAACACCCAAAGUUCAAGUCUUCAGUCAACCCCACCAUCCAUUCUGGAUAAUACCGUUCAAGCUGAAUGGCCCUCAGCAGAUGAAUCUACCACCAGCAGUAUUUCACCACUUGAUUUCAGCUCUGGUCCUCCCUCAACCACUGGCAGGGAACUCUGGUCAGAAAGCCCUCUGGGUGAUUUAGUGUCUACAGUCAAAUUAGCCUUCCCCUCAAAGGUGGGCCUCAGUUCUUCCCCAGAGGUUUUAGACGUUAGCAGCUUGACUCUUCAUUCUGUCACCCCAGCAGUGCUUCAGACUGGCCUGCCUGUGGUUUCUAAGGAAAAGACUUCUGGAUCUCACAUACUAGAAGAUGGAUUAAUCAAAGUUGAAGGGUCAGAAGAUUUUCUUUCUGUUCAUCAAUUGCCUUCAAGUCCAUUCACUCACCCGGUGCCAAAGGAAACAAUACCAUCUGUGGAAGACUCUGGAGUGUCUUUGACAUCCUCACCAUAUCUGACCUCAUCUGUCACUGUAGAUCUUCUUGCUAAAGAAGUAACUAUACCUUCUGGCUUGGACUCUUUGGCCUCCAAAGUCAAAGACCAAUUAGAAGUGAACACUUUGAUGCCAGACACAUCCAUAGAAAAAGAGUUUAUAUAUGAGAGUGGUUUAGGUUCAGGGUCUGGGCAAAAGGUAGAUCAGAUUACUUGGCCAUGGAGUGAGACUUCAUUAGAGAAGAGUUCUGAACCACUGUCUAAGUCAUGGCUUGAAGAUCAGGAGUCGCUUUCGCCAACUGAGGGUAUAGAUGAGAAAUUAGUUAUAGAUGACAAAAUAGAUUCUACAGGGCAAAGUAUUGACUAUUUAAAGUAUGGGCAUUUUGAUAGAUCCACAAAGUUUCUAGAGGAAGAGCUCAUUGGUGGACCUACUAUGCCCAUCUUUGCAGAGACCACAACUCAAUCUGCAUCUCUAAUUCUUUCCAAGGAAAUAUCAGAGGUACCUGACAUAGAUUAUUACUCAGUUACUAAUGCACCUCUUCUACUGACAUCUAUAGCAAUCUCUGCUUCUACUGAUAAACCAGAACUACCAUUUCUAAAGGAGGAUAUGGAACAAACUACAGAGUCAUCCAACCACGAAUGGUUUGACAACGAGGUUUCAGUAAUGAAGCCAGAUAUGCAACAUUUGGGGACCAUAUUGCCAGAAUCAGAGGUAUUUUGGGCAGGAACUUCUUCCCUAGGGAAAUUGUCUAGAGACACACUGGCAAGUACACCACAGAGUACUGACAAGCUCUGGUUGAAAUCUUCCAUGACACAGUCUACCAAAUUGUCUCCAACCACAAGCUCCACCCUGCUAGAGGAUGAAGUAAUUAUGGGUGUUCAGGAUAUUUCAUUAGAACUGGACUGGAUAGGCACAGAUUUCAAUCAGCCUGAGCUAAUCCCGGAGGAAAAUGGCAAGGUUGGUAGUUAUGUGGAAAUGUCUACAAAUGUUCACUCCACAGAGAGGGCUAUUGUGGUGCAGCCCACGGAAGGAGGUGACUUGAGUCAUACCCAGACUGCAGGAGCUUUGUUGGUUUUCUUCAGCCUCCGAGUGACAAACAUGCUGUUUUCAGAAGAUCUGUUUAAUAAAAACUCUUUGGAAUAUAAAGCACUGGAGCAAAGAUUUUUGGAACUGCUGGUUCCCUACCUCCAGUCAAAUCUCACAGGAUUCCAGAAUUUAGAAAUCCUGAACUUUAGAAAUGGCAGUAUUGUGGUAAACAGCCGAAUGAAGUUCGUGAAGUCUGUCCCUCCUAAUGUCAACAAUGCUGUAUACAUGAUUCUGGAAGACUUUUGCACCACUGCCUACCAGACCAUGAACUUGGCUAUUGAUAAAUACUCCCUUGAUGUGGAAUCAGGUGAUCAAGCCAACCCUUGCAAGUUUCAGGCAUGCAAUGAAUUUUCUGAGUGUUUAGUCAACCCUUGGAGUGGAGAAGCAGAGUGCAGAUGCUACCCUGGGUACUUGAGUGUGGAAGAACUACCCUGUCAGAGUCUCUGUGACCUACAGCCUGACUUCUGCUUGAAUGAUGGAAAGUGUGACAUUAUGCCUGGACAUGGGGCCAUUUGUAGAUGCCGGGUGGGUGAGAACUGGUGGUACCGAGGUGAACACUGUGAGGAGUUUGUGUCUGAGCCCUUGGUCAUAGGCAUCACCAUUGUCUCCGUGGUUGGACUUGUCCUCAUCUCUUCGGCUCUUGUCUUCUUCCUUGUCAGGACUCUUCAGGCUCAUUAUGUUAGGAGAGAAACAGAGAGGCCCAUCAGCAGGCAGCCCGACAGCCUUUCAUCCAUUGAAAAUGCUAUUAAAUACAAUCCUAUGUAUGAAAGCCAUGUGGCCGGACCCAAGCAGCAUGAGAAACCCUAUCCUCAGCACCCCUUCUCCAGUUCUGCAGGUGGAGAGAUGAUUGGUGGUCUGAGCAGGGAAGAAAUCAGGCAAAUGUAUGAGAACAGUGAGCUUUCCAGUGAGGAAAUUCAAGAAAGAAUGAGAAUAUUGGAACUGUAUGCCAGUGAUCCUGAAUUUGUAGCUUUUGUGAGAGAACAUCAAAUGGAAGAACUUUAAUCAAAACUUGUAUUUUGAAACUGACCAGAAGCCUAGAGAAGAUGGAGAUCACUUCCUACCUAUGUCAUAUAAUUAACCUGGAUUAUGAACUCUGUUGGAAGAAGAAUUUUCACUUAAAAAAUUAAGUUUGGGGACCAAAUUUUUUUUCUAGCCUAAAUUUCAGAAUGUAGUAAGAGAUGUGACAGUUUUUAUACCUACAAAGACCAAAAGCUGUAUUUAAAGAAACUGAAAACUGUAUGAGUUCUGGAAAGUAUUCUACAAGGAAAAAAUGGCCUGGGAGUUCGGGCUGCAUUUGCUGUCUGCUUCUGAGUCUCUGAAGGUGUGUCUGAGUAACUGUGGCUCAGGGUUCCCUGGAGGAAGAUAAGGCAAGAUUCUCACAGGAGGAGGCAGGUUUAGUAAGUGAAUAUUUUGUAGCAUGUUUGUUAUUGUUAGGUGGAAUGAAGCCUUUGAAGUAGUUUUAAUAGAGUUUGUAGUCAGACACUCAUCUAAAUAAAAAAUAUUGGUUUUUUGGCAAUUAGACUGCUGAAGAAAAAACCACCUUUUUGCUGUAGUAUAGAGUCAGGCUUGUCAUUUUUCUACCAGAGUUCUGAAUUUCCUGAGCAUGUGAAUCAAGACCACAUUUUUGUUAAGUAUGUCAGUAUCCUUUUUUUUAGUUGUCAAGGACAAUACAUAUGUAUAAUGUUUAAUGGGUUCCCGUUAGACUGCAGAUGAAUUUAAUCAUGUGGACAGGGAGGGAGUGGGCACUGGGUCAAGGCCCUGGCACUGAGAAUAUACUUUGCUGAUUGGUGGGUGGACUGAGUCGAGCUAAUGGGCUCCCUGACUCUUCGUCUGCUCUCUCAUGUUGUCCUACGCAAGUCCUGGAUCUUCUCUAGUUCCUCGUAUAUUAAUUUGGAAAGCAGCACCAACUACCUCACAUAGUGUAGGUUAGCUUGUUUACAUUGCUUCUCCUUUAUGUAGUAGCUCGUUUCUAAAUUCAUUCCUGCUUACAUGAAACAUGACAGGACUUUCAUUGCAAUUAAAAAUUUUUAAAAAUUAUAUAGGUAGGAAAUGUCCACAUAUUAUAUAAAUCUUAGUUGAAAAUGGAAGUUUUCCUCUUUCUCUCUAGUAUGUUUUCGAAUGGUAGCUUUGGAGGGGGCAAGGAGAGGGCCAAAUAAUCUUCACUUUUAAUAUCAAAUUGCAUAUAAAAAUAGCUUAUUAUUGAUAUAGUUAUUUUAUGUUAGAUGUCUUCAUGUUUGCCAAAGACAAUCUUGAACAUUUCGAUUUCUUGCCAGAUAGAACUAACCAGGAUAGAUUGAGUAUAAGAGAAAAUAUUUGCUUCACUUGUUUUUUUUUUCUUAACUUGAUGAUUGCCGAUGUCACUCAUUAUGGAGGCACCCAGAACUAAAUCUCUGAGUAAAUGGCACAGUAAAGCUAUUGAAAGUCUAGAAGAUAUCCAGGUAGUUUGCAAAGUAUGCAUGGUAUGUGUUUGUAUGAAGGUUCCCAUAUCUCGGUAUUUCUUUUCAUUUCCUACUCACUUAAUGGAUUUUCUACAAGUUCAGUGUAGAUACAAGCCACUGCUGGGACAUUUUCUACUGGGCUCAUUAAUUUAAAAGGAAUUGAUGAUUAUCUUUAAAACAUUAUAAAUGUUAAUGAUAUUUGCCACUACUAAAUGUUUAAUUUUAUUUCUAAAACUUCCAAAGAUUUCUGUUUAACUUUUUUCUGUUUUAAAUUUUUUUCCUAAACUUGUAUGUGUUAAAUGCAAAGAUUUGUUUUUAUCAUACAUUAACCCUAGAAUGCAACCAUUUGAAUGUCUGCUUGCUGGCAGAGCUCUAUCUAGAUGGGCUUUGGAGCCUUGUACAUAUAGCCUUUAUAACUGAGUGUACAUACACAUUACUGUUUUCAUGGGUCUGGAUGAAGGGGAAUUUAUUUGAUAAAUAAGACUCAGUUUCUACCAUGGCAAUGUUUUUUUUUUCUUUUCUUUUUUUUAUUAUUAUGUUAUGUUAAUCACCAUACAUUACAUCAUUAGUUUUUGAUGUAGUGCUCCAUGACUCAUUGUUUGUGUAUAACACCCAGUGCUCCAUUCAAUAUGUGCCCUCUUUAAUACCCAUCACCAGGCUAACCCAUCCCCCCACUCCCCUCCCCUCUAGAACCCUUAGUUUGUUUCUCAGAGUCCAUAGUCUCUUGUGGUUCAUCUCCCCCUCUGAUUUCCCCCCCUUCAUUCUUCCCCUCCUGCUAUCUUCUUCUUUUUUUUUUUUAAACAUAUAAUGUAUUAUUUAUUUCAGAGGUACUGAUCUGUGAUUCAACAGUCUUGCACAAUUCACAGCACUCACCAUGGCAAUAUUUUAAGAGUAUUUGUUCACAUUUAUGUGCCCUAAAGUCCCAUUUACUACUUAAUAAAACAAGUGUAGGUUUUACUUGGUUUUAUUCCCACUUCUUUGUUUUUUCUUCUCCAGUAUCUAGUUACUAUGGGUUGGCGGCUCCCCCUAUCUCUCCCCUUUGUUACCACAUAGUGAAUUAUAAUGUAGUUGAACAACCUGACUUAAUAGUACUUCUUUUUUUUUAAAGAUUUUAUUUAUUUAUUUGACAGAGACACAGCGAGAGAGGGAACACAAGUAGGGGGAGUGAGAGAGGGAGAGCAGGGAGCCCAAUGUGGGGCUCGAUGUGGGGCUCGAUCCCAGGACCCUGGGAUCAUGACCUGAGCCGGAGGCAGAUGCUUAAUGACUGAGCCACCCAGGUGCCCCAAUAGUACUUCUGACAAAAAGAUGGAAACUUCACAAUUACUUUUUGUAGGCUUUAAAAAUAUGUUGGCUCAAAGGAUACCUGAUUUAGAUAUGCUUGUUUUAUAAGUUUGCCUUCCAUUUCAUGAUUUUUAGGCAGCUGGUUUCAUUGUAUCAUUUCCAUGUUUUCAAUAAUGGAUACUCUGACAUCUAUCAGUCUGUGAAUCGCAUUUUUAUUUUGAAAUGGGAAGAAAGGCAACAUAUUUAUUCCGUAAGGAAAUAGCUGAUUUAGGAGAAUAACUUAUCUUUAUUAAAUGAGAUGUUUUAACCAAGAAAAAUAUGGGUCAGUUUUUUUUCUUUCUAAAAUGUCUCUAACAAUUCCCUGUAGGAAUGGGUGGGACCAGCCUUCCUCAUUUACAAUCCAGCUGUGAUGAAUAAUGGAGCAUAGCUCAUUCUAUUCCCCAGCAUGUAAUAAAUGCAGAAAAACAGUGUGAAAGGCACAAUCCUCAAAUCAAUUGCGUUUUGUUACACAAAAGAUCCUGGCUGGAGGAGGUAAGGUGGGAGGGUACCAGAAAGUAAUUGAUGAUGUAAAGAAUCUGCCUGGGAAUUUUUUUGACUAAUGAAUUUUAUAAAAUCUUACGCUACUAUGAAUUAAUAAGAUGCAGGUUAAACCACCCUCCUCAGGGUAGUUAAACACAGAUUAAAAUGCUCCACUAUGAAAUUUACAGCUAUAACCUAGAUUAAAUGAUCCCUCAUUCUGGCUUUUCUUUUUCUCACUUACAUUUAAUUAUUUCUUUAGUUAUUAAGGGUAUAAAUAGGAAAAAAGUAAACGUGGUAUUAGAGAAUAAAGGCAUAAUUAUUUGUGUGUCAGAAUUAUGAUGAUUCUGAAGCGAUUGUGUAUAUGCCAUAAUAUAUAUUCAGUAUGGGGUAUGGAUAAUGAAAGAUUCUUCUUUUUCAUCUUAUUUAUAAUAUUUUACCUAAAGUAUAGAUCAGGUAAGUUCAUGUUACUGUACUGCUUUCUUGAAAUGCUCUAGUCUUAAUCUUCGCUAAUUAGAAAUAAAAAUGUAAAAAUCUUUAUAUAAAAGUCUUUCUUUUCUCAUGUAUAUAAUUGUGCUAUUUUUAUUAUUAAUAAACUUCUCUUUUUUUAUUUUAGAGAGAGAGAGAGUGAGCAGGGGGAGGGCAAAGGGAGAGGGAGAGAGAGAGAAUCUCAAGUAGACCCUGAGCUGAGCGUGGAGCCCUAUGCGGGGUUCAAUGCUGACCUGAGCCAAAACUGAGUCGGCACUUAACAAACAGCCACCUGGGCACCCCAAUAAACUUCUCUUUUAAGAACCUCCCUACAUUUUCUUUUGUCAGUUAGAAGAAAACAUUGUAGAUUGUAGGAACAGUUGUGUUGUAAUUACCAUUCAGAGAUACGCACAAUGUGAACAUGGUGUGGAAAUGAAAAUCAUUCUUCAAUUAAUCUUCAUGUAGUGAGAAUGUAGGGGAAUGGAAGACAAAUUUAGAGCCCAAUUUUUGCCUUAAAUUUUAUUGAUAGUUAAUGAUGCUCAGUCAUUAUUUGACCUCUCUUGAACUCUACUCUUUUAAACUCUUAGAAGUUUUCAUUUAUUCCUCAUUUGCUUAAGGCAGGGAUGGAAAGAAAACUGAUGGAGUUAGUUAAAGAAAGAUUGGUAGGGGAUGGUAGCUAGCACCAGCUGUUCUGUAACUGGAGAAGGAAUUGGUGAUCUGUCUAAAAAGAACAGAUAACACAUAAAUACGGUAUUAGCAGUCUAAAGCAAUCCUGCAUGGGAAAGGCAGAAGGAAAAUCAGCUACCACCUACCUAAGCAUCAGCAUCAGAAACCUCAAUUUUCACUCUCUUUCCUUCCUACAUUUGCAUCUUGGCUUUCUGGCAGUAGGGCAUGAGGAAAUCCUAAAUCAAUCUUAGAAAGAGGAAGAUGGUCUUAAUUUGAUUCCAAAGACUGUAUUAAAUGUGUCUAAUAAAAUUGCCUGUUAACUGAUUAAUUAGUGACCUCGUUUUAGUUACUAAUUAGGAGAAACAGUGAGUAAUAACCCUAUUUUUAAUAAGUCUGGUCAGGGUAAGUGCUAGUUACUGUUAGCUCUUGCCCUCACGAUACUGGUCGGCUCUCUAGGUCCUUCAGUAUAUGUCCCAUCUGAGCUAGUUCUUGAUGGGCUGUGUUCCAUGAACUAAACUAAUUAUCUUCUCACCAACACACACACAUAUUUUGUGUCCCCCCCUUUUAAAAAAAAGAUUUAUUUAUUUUAGAGAGAGAGAGAGAGUGCACGUGUGUGAGUGCAUGAGUGGGGGGGGGGGUGGGGGAGAAGGAGAAUCUCAAGCAGACUCUUCACUGAGUGCAGAUCCUGACACAGGGUUCAAUCUCAUGACCCUGAGAUUCUGACCUGAGCUGAAAGCAAAAGUUGGAUACUCAACUGACUGAGCCACCCAGGUGCCCCAUGUCUCGCACCCCCACCCUCCCUCGCUUUUUUGGUGCAAAUAAAUCUCUGCUAAGGUGACAAAAGCUGUUAAGGAAUCAUGAUUUUUUUUUUUUAAGACUUUAUUUAUUUGAGAGAGAGCAUGCACGUGGGGAGGGGCAGAGGGAGAGGGAUGAAGAAUUUGAAGCAGGCUGCACACUGAGUGCAGAGCCCUAUGUGGGGCUCAAUCCCAGGACCCAGAGGUCAUGACCUGAGCCAAAACCAAGAGUUGGACGCUUAACGGACUGAGCCACCCAGGCACCCCAAGGAGUCAUGAUUUUCUAAGUAACACCUAAAUGGUAUGUGGGCUUUCUGGAUAUAAACCAUUUUUCCAAGUGAAUAACUGUCAUUGUCAAUAUUGCACACACCAUGGUGGGUUUGGGGAGGAAUAUGCAUAUUUUCAGCGGGCUGACCUUUGAAAGAGUCUCAGAAAACUAACAAAAACUCCUUUCGUGCCCCUUUCUGUACCAUGUACAUGCUUUCAUUCCAUUAUUCACCAACACUGUUUUAUAAUUCUUUUAAAUUUGUGUCACUGACUUUCCACUAAACUGAGUUCUUUGAUGUUAGAGUCAUGUCUUCCUAAUUUGUUAUUCGUGAAACCAAAGAAUGGUUUGUCUACUCUAGACAGAGUUUGUCUACAGUAAUUAUUAAUUCAGUUGGCUUGAGAUAAUGGGCCAUAUGGAGAUACCUAUUUAUGACCAGCAAGCAAAGGAUUAAUUUGCAUUUUGAGAACAAAUUAGGUGGACCUAUGAGUGGUUUACAAACUGUUUGGAAAGAAAUGAUUUACAGAAAUUUUAAAAUAACCAUACAUGUGUCAAGAGAUCAGCUUCAUGCAUUUAUAUCUAUCUUAUUCCAUCGAAUUAUUCACAGAUCAUAAAGUAGAAAGCAUUUUACAAAAACUUAUCAAUGUAUGGACCUUUACAACCAGAUGUAGUAACAUAUCUGGGUUUCUCAACCACAGACUCAAGCAGGAAGCCGGGAUGAAGAGGAAGAGUGUGAGGAAAUGUGCUAGGAUAGUAGAUAUAAGCUUCCCAUGUAUGGCUGGUGAAGGAGCGAAGAUUGGGGAGCUUGUAGAGACAGGUAGGUUUGUAGGAACAAAAAUUUGACUUUACUUUCUGUUGAUAGAGUUGGGAGCAUAAUGCAUAUAGAAGGCAUUGUUUAAUCUUAAAAUA